Molecule: messenger RNA, 1171 nt
Organism: Didymella exigua CBS 183.55
Lineage: Eukaryota; Fungi; Ascomycota; Dothideomycetes; Pleosporales; Didymellaceae
Product: PEBP-like protein
Exons: 2
Coding region: 187-939 (250 amino acids)
Biological process (GO): regulation of Ras protein signal transduction; regulation of proteolysis
Molecular function (GO): peptidase inhibitor activity; phospholipid binding
Source: RefSeq, a predicted model, not a curated record
UUUCGUGCGAAUCCAUGGCUCUUAAGUCCGGUGGCUCGGAGUGCGUCAUUGAUGCUUGUACAUUUUGAGACCCCCGGAUUUAAAAUUCUGGACCUGCGCAAGUCUCGGUACUAUUAUACGGCCGCGUUAAGUAGCUGAGUCCCGGCCGCGAUUGCCUAAUGUUCAGACAUUCUUCCGAUUCACACCAUGUUCACCAAAUCCAUCUUGACUGUUGCUGCUGCGAUCGGUGCUGCGACUGCGCAGACAGGACCUGGAUUUCCUGUGCCUGCUAGCCAGCCUCUCAUCGUUAGCUUUGGCAAUAACACUGUUUCCCCUGCUGGAGAGCUGAUCCCUCGCCCUGAGACUGCGAGCCCUCCCAAUGUUAGCGUCACCGCAUGGCCAGCUUCAUCUGACAGCAGCGACUCUACACCUCCUCCCGGCGUCCUUCUCAUCGUCGAUCUCGAUGUCCCGCGCAACGGCUCUCGACUCCAGCUCGUGCACUGGGUCGCCUUGAACGUGACCCUCGGCCCUAGCAGCUCGGCAUCGAACUCGACACCUCUCGUGAUUCCGAAUGGACCUGUGCCCUACCUUCAGCCAUCUCCUCCUGUAGGCGAUGUGCCGCACUCGUACAACGUCGUUGUCUUCCAGCAGCCCGCCAAUUUCUCGCUCCCUUCGCAGUACAGCAACCUGACCCAGAACCGCGUGCCGUUCAAUGUCAGCCAGUUCGUCCGCGACACUGGCCUGGGCCAACCCAUUGGCGGUAGCUACUUCCAGGUCCAGAACUUGACCGGUACGCCUACAACCACCUUCCCGCCUGCGAGGUCUCCUACAUCGACUAGCGGUGGUAAUGCAACGACGACGGAAUUCACCGGUGCUGCGGCGCAGCUGUCGGGUGACAGGGCGGUCUGGAUUGGUCUGUCCACCGUCUUCAUCGCAGGUUUUGCCGCCUUCGCUCUGUAAACAUAGCCGACGACGCCCGUCAUGUACAUAGGUCAGAUGGUAUAUGCAGACGUUUCGAGUGAAUGUUCCAGCACGUGCAUCGCUGAUGUCAUCGCGUCUAACCUCGUUGAGCCGCGCUAAGCGAAUGGGAGGAAUUGAUUGCGACCGGCCGGACCCCACCACCCCGCCAAUCGGCCGGAGAGUCAAUGCGAGUACAAACGGACAUCAAUUGCGCGCGUUUAGACAUGGCCAG